Molecule: messenger RNA, 2857 nt
Organism: Phacochoerus africanus (Common warthog)
Lineage: Eukaryota; Metazoa; Chordata; Mammalia; Artiodactyla; Suidae
Product: antigen WC1.1-like
Exons: 14
Coding region: 34-2736 (900 amino acids)
Cellular component (GO): membrane
Source: RefSeq, a predicted model, not a curated record
AGGGACUUCAACCUUGAUGACCUGGGAGUCAGGAUGGCUCUAAACAGACACCUCUCUCUUCAGAGACUCUGCUUCCUCCUGGUCAUCAUGGUGGGGGGUCAAGCUCUGGAGCUGAGGUUGAAGGAUGGACGCCACCGCUGUGAGGGGAGAGUGGAAGUGAAGCACCAAGGAAUAUGGGCUUCAGUAUAUACUCAGUACUGGUUCAUGGAGGCUGCAGAAGUGGUGUGCAAAGAGCUGGGAUGUGGAUCUGCUAUUGAUGCUCCCAGAGGGUCUUAUUUUGGACCAAGGCUUGGUCCUAUUUGGGUUUUCACUCUUUACUGCAACAAUACCGAGCCAGGUUCACCUCUCAGUAUUGAUGGUUGUGUUCAUCUCGACUUUAAAAACUAUAAUCAUACCUUUUCUCACGACCAGGAUGUUGGAGCAGUCUGCUCAGGAUUCGUGCGUCUAGCUCAAGGGAAUGGACCCUGUUCAGGGCGAGUAGAAGUGCAUUCUGAAGAAGACUGGACGCCAGUGUCUGAUGGGAACUUUACAUUCCCCACUGCCCAGGUCAUCUGUGCAGAGCUGGGAUGUGGCAAGGCUGUGUCUGUCCUGGGUCAGAGGCCCCUCAGAGGGUCAGAUGACCAGGUCUGGCCUGAAGAGUUCAGGUGUAAGGGGGAGGAGUCCGUGCUCUGGUCCUGCCCCAGAGUGCCCUGUCCAGGAGGCACUUGUCACCACAGUGGAGCUGUUCAAGUUGUCUGUUCAGUGUACUCAGAAGUCCGGCUCAUGAGAAAUGGCACCUCUCAGUGUGCGGGGCGAGUGGAGAUGAAUAUUUCUGGAGGAUGGAGAACACUCUGUGCCUCCCACUGGACCACGGCCAAUGCCAAUGUUGUCUGUCGUCAGCUCGGCUGUGGAGUCGCCCUCUCCACCCCGAAGGGAGCAGAGGGAGGUGAUCAGAUGUGGAAAGCCCGAUUUCACUGCUCUGGGGCUGAGUCCUUCUUGUGGAAUUGCCCUGUGACUGCCCUGGGUGUUCCUGACUGUGCCCAUGGAAACACAGCCUCUGUGAUCUGCUCAGGAAACCAGACCCAGGGGCUGCCUCAGUGCAAUGACUCCCUGUCUGAACCAGCAGGCUCUGCAGCCUCAGAGGAGAGCGCCGCCAACUGCUCAGACAGCAGACAGCUGCGCCUGGUGGAUGGCGAGAGUUACUGCUCAGGGAGAGUGGAGAUCCUUCACCAGGGCUCCUGGGGCACCGUCUGUGAUGACAGCUGGGACCUGGACGAUGCGCACGUGGUGUGCAGGCAGCUGGGCUGUGGAGAUGCCAUCAGUGCCCCAGGGUCUGCUCACUUCGGGGCGGGCUCAGGCCACAUCUGGCUGGAUGACGUGAACUGCACAGGAAAGGAGUCCCACGUGUGGCAGUGCCCUUUCGGGGGCUGGGGGCGGCACGACUGCAGACACAAGGAGGACGCAGGGGUCAUCUGCUCAGAGUCCCUGGCCCUCAGGGUGGUGAGCGAGGACCAGGAGUGUGCGGGGUGGCUGGAAGUUUUCUACAACGGGACCUGGGGCGGUGUCUGCCGCAGCCCCAUGGAAGACAUCACCUUGUCCAUGAUCUGCAGGCAGCUUGGCUGUGGGGACCGUGGAACCCUCAACUCUUCGGUGGCUUUUAGGGAAGGUUCUAGACCCUGGUGGGUGGAUAGAAUCCAGUGUCGGAAAACCGAUCGCUCUCUCUGGGAGUGUCAUUCUGACCCUUGGAAGUACAUUUCAUGUUCUCCAAAGGAGGAAGCCUAUGUCUCUUGUGCAGAAAGGAGACCCAAGAGCUGUCCAGCUGCUGCGCCCUGCACAGACAAAGAGAAGCUGCGACUCAGGGGAGGAGACACCUCAGAGAACAACUGCUCAGGGCGAGUGGAGGUGUGGCACAGCGGCUCCUGGGGCACAGUGUGUGAUGAUUCCUGGAGCCUGGCAGAGGCCGAGGUGGUGUGUCAGCAGCUGGGCUGUGGCCAUGCCCUGGAAGCCCUGCGGGAUGCGGCAUUUGGUCCUGGAAGUGGGAGCAUCUGGCUGGACGAGGUGCAGUGCAGGGGCAGGGAGUCCUCCCUGUGGGACUGUGCUGCGGGGCCCUGGGGGCAGAGCGACUGCAAGCACGAGGAGGACGCUGGAGUGAGGUGCUCUGGGACCAGACCAGACUUAAAUCCUGGCAUCUUCUUCCUGCCUGAGAUCCUCUGCUUCAUCCUGGGGGCCCUUCUCUUCCUGGUCCUCAUCAUCCUGGUGGCUCAGCUGCUCAGAUGGAGGGCAAAGCACAGAGGUGCUGUCGAUGAGGCCGUGUAUGAGGAGAUUGAUAACCUUGGAAUACCGAAGGAAGAUCUGCUGGGAAGCACAGGGUUCCUGCCAGAUGACUCAGUGACGAAACUGCCGUAUUACACUGGGGAAGGUGAAGAGAACAGAGACUCCAAAUCUGCUCCAGAUGGUAGAGGAGAACCCUCAGCCCAGGGGGUUGAUGCCCCCAGUGAGGGUUAUGAUGAUGCUGAAGAGGUACCCGUGCCUGGGGCUCCUGCUGCCUCUCCGAUGGGCACCAGGGAAGUGCCUCCAGAAGAGGAGAGUGGGAUGCGGGCCUCUCAGACAGGCUCUUCUCUGAACUUCCCUAGAGAGGCGGCUGAUCCUGGGAAAGGAGAAGAUAACCCCUUGCUUCUCCAGAGGGAAAAGGGGGACCCCGAGUAUGAUGACGUUGAACUAAGUCCCCCUGGCGCCUCCACGGUGGCUUUCCCAUGAUGUUGUAAUGAUAUGAGACGAAGACUCAGAUACUCUAAUGGCUUGUAUUUCAACAGUGUUUUGCUGACGUAUAAUUGUAUUAGAAUGAAACUGCUCAAAGUAAAAUGUUCUGAGUAAAGUA